Molecule: messenger RNA, 2295 nt
Organism: Ichthyophthirius multifiliis
Lineage: Eukaryota; Ciliophora; Oligohymenophorea; Hymenostomatida
Exons: 13
Source: RefSeq, a predicted model, not a curated record
AUGGUUAUUGAUUUAGGUAAAGAUAUUAAAAUAAAAGGUGUAGAUUUUUCAAGAAUUUGUUAAAAUGAAAAAUUAUUUGAAAAAUGGUUUAUGUCUUUUAUUGAUUAUUAAUUUGAAACACUAAUAGCUCAUUUAAUUAAAAAAAAUGAAGAAACAAUGGUUUAAGAAGUUUGCCUCAGAUAUUGGUUUUUUCUAAUUAAAUUUAAGAAAAAUUAAAUUAAAGCUUUAUACUAAAAUAAAGUUAUGACAACUUUAAUAAAAAAUAAAAAUACAUUUUUUUCUACUGUUGAAAGAAGUCUUACUAAUUUAAUAGAAAAUAGAUUAAAGGAAAGAGAUAAAGCAUAUAGUUAUUCUUAUAAUUAAAAAGAUAGGAGCAACGCUUUUAAUAAUAUAAAAUUUGAAAAAAUGGUUCUAUCUGAAUCAAGUAAAGACGUCCUUAAGAAAUUUCUUGGAAAUUUAAUUAAAUAAAAAAUUGAGUUAAUAGAAAAAAUGAUUAAAGGUUAUACUUCUAUUAAUAUUAUGAAAUCUGAUAUUAUUAAUUUAUUAGAAAAAAUUACUAAUGUAGAAAACGGUAUGUAAUAAAUGAUACAAGAACAUAACGAAAAUAUUUAUUUUAUGAAAAUGUAUGCUUUAAUAAAAUCUUUUAUUGUUUUCGAUCCAAUAACUACCCGAAAAAUAGAAAAUGACUUAUAAGAUUUAUAUAAUAAAGAUAAAACUGUUGAUUCUAAUACUAUUACUUCUUUAACUGUAUUAUCAGGAAAUGUAGGAAGUGUGAUUGCAAGCUUUAAAAGCGAAAAAGACUCUGGUAUAAUUCUUAAAUAUAGUGAAAGAAUUCCUUAAAUAUUUGGUUAUCAAAGAGGCGAAUUUCAAUUAAAAAACAAAGUAGUUGAUUUAAUACCUGAUUGUAUAGCUGUUUUACAUGACUCGUUUUUAUAAAGACUUAUAUAAACUGGAAUUGCAAAAACUGUGAGAAGCUAUAGGACUAUGUUUGCAAAAAAUAGCAAUGGAUUUAUUUUCCUUUGUAAGCUUUUUAUUAACUAUUAUUUCCUAAUAUAAGAAGAUUUUGUAUUUUCAGCCAUGAUUAUUAAAGUCUAAACUUAAAGCCAUUUUAUUAUACUUAAUGAUUCAGGAUAUAUAGAAGAUUUGUCUUAAGGAUUUGUAGAAAUUAUGGGGGCAACAGGUAUUGAUAUAUCUUAUUUGAAAUAAUGCCAUAUAGGAAUUUUUAUACCAUAAUUUUUGGAUUUUAUCGAAAAUUAUAAUCCUAAAGAAGAUUAUGCUUUUUUAAAAUUUAGAACUGAUUUUCCUUAAGAUAUUAACAAUUUCGUUACUUAAUUUUUGAAUCAUCAUAAGAGCUUUUAUAAAAAAUGGAAUGUUGAUAGAAAUACUUGGAAAAUAAAUUUAAAUACUUUUAUUAAAGGUAGAAGGGCUAAUUGUUAAAGCUUUGAAUCUGUAAUAAAUAUUAAAAUUGAAGAAUUUGAAGGUAUAAAAUAAACUGUGAGGCUGUUUAUUGUAGAAGUUGAAAAACUACUCCCUUGGGAUGAAGUUAAUAUGUCUUUGAGUAUGAGUAAAAGAAUACUUGUAGUAAUUGCAAGAAUGACAGAUGAUGAAGCAGAAAAUAUAGUGAUAGGUUUAUAGUUUAUCAUUCAAUAGUUGAAUUCUAUUAAUGAUGAUUAUUUACAUAUUGAUUUUAGUAAUUAUAAUAAUAGAGAAGAAUAAAUCAAUUAAUCUAAUUAGGGAUAGUAAAAGAAGAGCAAAAAACAAAGAAAAAAUAAUUAUUUAGCUGAAAGAAUUGGUAAUCUUUAAAUUAAUUUUAACACGUUUUUCUACAUUCUAAUGUUUUUAUGUUUACUUUCUACAGGUUUUUUUUUAUCAGUUUUUGGUUUUAUGCAAUAGUUUCCUAAUACUUUUGGACCUCCUUAAGAAAGAUAUAGGAAAUAUUUAGAGUCAUCUUUAUAGUUAUCUACUUUGUUUAGCACUCAUAAUGUAAUUCUGUUAAAUUAAUAUUUUACUUUAAUAAAUAAUGGUGUAUCUAUUAUAUAGGAAAAUAAAUAAUAAGAAUUAAAAAAUUUAAGAGAUGAUCUUUUACUCAUUACAUCAUAGUUUUUUACUUUUGAUUAUAUUGAUAUUUCUUUAGAAGGUUCAGGAGAAAGUUUUAAAUAGAUUAUUUAUGAAAUAAAUACUGGAAAUACAUGUGAUUAAAAAUAUUUUAGGUAAUAACAUCGAGAUAUUUGUAUUGAGAAUCUAUAGGGAUUAUUUAAAAGAGGUUUAACUAAUUACUAUUAGAAGAUUAAAUGA